This is a messenger RNA of Symbiodinium necroappetens, 1314 nucleotides long. The record is from the annotation of a GenBank genome assembly. NCBI's taxonomy places the organism in Eukaryota, Dinophyceae, Suessiales, Symbiodiniaceae.
AUGAAGAAUGGUUUGCUGCUGAUGGUUGACCAGGCCCUACGCCUUCAUGGACCCUUCGAAGGCAUUCUCGGCUUGGGCCGGCCGGAGGUGAAAAUGAGCGGCAAGGCCCAGGUCAACCGUUCUGCGGGGGAGCUUGAUAUCCGGGUCCCAGGUUAUGCUGAGAAGGCAGGCAUCCGACGCUUCUCCAUGUGCUUCAACCGGGAGGCGGAUGGCGUUCUGGGCCUGCACACUGCAGAGCCUUCCAAGCGACUGGAGUCCGUGGGUCAGAUCCACUGGGGAGUGGACUUUCAUGGCAUCUCCAUCGGUGAGGGCAACGCAAAGCACAGGGUCAAGAUCUGCGACCCCAAAGAGAAGCGAGCAGAUCAGGAGCCCGGUGCUGAGGCGAAGUUAAGGACCAUCUGCGGCCUCAUUCCAGACAGCGGGACCACGAUGAUCACCGGGCCCGAGAACCAGCUGGCCGAGUUGUACAUGGACAUCUGCUCGAAUUGGGAGCGCUGCCAAAAAGCUUUCGAAGAAGUCAGCAAGGAGAUGAAGGACUUGCAAGAUCAAGGCAUGCAAGUUGGAGGAUUGUCCUUGACACAGCAUGCGACCGUUCCGGAGGAGUUGGCCGAUGCCUUCAAGAAGCUGCAAGACAUCUUGCAAGCAGGAAAGGCUGACGCAGCCGCCUCCAACACGAGCUCGGGUGACGCGGCCGACAUCGCGGACAUUCUCGGUGGGGCAGCAGGUGCGGAGGCAAAGCCUCAGACUCAGAAGGACUACAUGAAGGCCAAUGUCUUUUUGCUGCUGCUGGAGCACUGUGCUGACUGGGCCGAGGGGGUGGACAUGGACCAGGAGCUCCCGAAGCUGAACUUCCACGUCGCCGGGCUGAACGGUGUGCAGACGGAGCUCUCGCUUCGCCCGAAGAACUACAUCAUGACUGCCACGGCUGACAUCAACGUUCCGGAAAUGAAAACUCUGGGUGGGUUGACCUUCCAGAUUGAGCGCAAGAAGCGUGGAAAGGUCUGCAUGCCUGCUUUUCAGCCGGCGCCUUUCACGACCAAGCUGAAUGGAGAGGUUUGGAUCAUGGGCACGCCUCUGUUCUACGAGUACACGGCCCACUAUGACCGUGGUAGCGCAGAUGGCAAGGUGAAGCCAAGCAUGGCUUUCACCCACGUGCAUGAAGAGCCCUGCGGAAGAUGUCAAGACAAUCGCAUUGUCCGCGGCGGGCACCCGGCCUUGACGCAGAAAAAGUCGGAGAAAACCGGCGUGGAGUCUCUCCGACAACUGACGAAGGCCCCAAUUGUGCGCAAUCUGACCUCCACGCACUCACUCUGA